AUGCUACAAGCCGUCAUGAAGGAGAUGCAAGGCAUGUUCUCGACGAUGACAUCCUCAUCAACGACCGCUCACGCCACAUCAGCCGAGUUCGUCACUAACUCGUUAUCUGCACGGCUGCCCGAGUUCACGCACGACUCGGAAAACGGCUGCACCUUCGACGUCUGGUACAGCCGUUACGAGGACAUCAUUACGCAGGAUGGUGCUCCUCUCGACGAAGCAGCAAAGGCACGCCUCAUUGUGUCGAAGCUCGAUGCACCUGCCUACGCCCACUUCACCAACCAUAUUCUUCCAAGGAAAGCAGCGAGAUCUCACCGGCGGAGACUGUGA
Haemonchus placei is the source of this 327-nucleotide messenger RNA. NCBI's taxonomy places the organism in Eukaryota, Metazoa, Nematoda, Chromadorea, Rhabditida, Trichostrongylidae. The record is from the annotation of a GenBank genome assembly.